AUGUGUCCACUGUCAGCUGAGAAGCUUUUUAAAUGUAUUUGUGAAGAUCGAACUAAUCGGUGUUUGAUAUUUUUUCAUGUAGUCACGGCGCCCUGUCAUCUCAUCAUUUUUAAGGUUAUUUGAGUUGGAGUAUUUAAAUCAAGUUCAUUCACAAAGGCAGGUGGUAAAAGCUGUUGUUGAAUUAAAAAAAAAUAAGUUGAGUGAUUAAAUAUUUAAUAAAACAAUAUGUAAACAAUAAAUAUAUUUUACAAAGAGUAUAUUUGUUGAAAAAAAUAAUUUUUUAAUAAUUGUUAACGGAUUUAACCUUUCUAUUUUCGACAUUGAUAUUAUGUGUCUUUAUUUUUGUAUCUAUUUUGGAAAGUAAUAUGUUAAACAAUUAAUAAAACAUAUAAUGGCUAUGAGAAAAAGAAGUGGAUCUGGCUCGAAACGCCAGCAUAAAGGAAAAUUAAUUCCUAUUUAUGAAAGUUUGUUUAAAGGAGAAGAUGUAACCUUGGGACAACCUAAUUUUUGGAAUGAGUUAUUUUUAAUUAAGCCAAUUGUACCUCAUAUUGAAAGUGAAAUUUUGAAAAUGACAAUGGACCAAAUGACAAUUAGUAAAUCUAAUUUGAAUUCAUUAGUGGGUCACUGUAUAGACACAUUAGUAGAUGAACAUCCAUUUCGAGUUGUCUAUGCCUUACAAACUUUAGCUGCUGUAAUUCAAUCGAUGUAUAAGAAAGUUAGUCAAAAUGAUUUCGAAUUUAAUUUAAUUGACAUCCUUGUGGGUUUGGAUGUUGCAGAGCAGCGAAUGACAACAUUAAUGCAGCAUUGUAAUAAUUUUCUAACUGGAGAAUAUCCACACAGUUUGAAAGCUGUUUGCCUUAAACUCUUGUUAAUAAUUGUGACUGGAAUGGAUAAUUUAAAUCAAAACAAUUUACUAGAAUAUGUAAUGGUUAAUGGAGUUUUUGAAUCAUUAAUUCAAUUAUUAAAACACACGACAGCUCGCAACCGCCAUGGAAAUGAUGCAGUAUUGCUUUUGACCCUUUUAGUGAAUUAUCGAAAACAUGAAAGUAAUAAUCCCUAUAUUGUGAAGCUUUCAAUUCUUGAUGAUGAAUUAGCUUUGAAUGGUUAUGGUCAAGUCAUUUCAAGUUCUUUGACAGAAUUUUGUAGACUUUUUGUACAACAAAAAGCAGAGGUUCAAGCAUCCUGGCUUUCCUCUCUCACUAGUAUAGUGGGAAGUAUGUUUGUAGGUGAAGAAGAAGCUAAAACUCAACAAAUUCGUGCUAAUAAUGCUCUACUUCUUGCUCUUUACGAAGCAACUCAUUUAAAUAGAAAUUUUGUGACCACUCUAGCCUUCACUCAGAAUGAUACAAGUGCUCCACCGUCUCCAAAUAAUACUUUAGGACAUAACGCUGUUGCUCCUGGAUCACAACCACCGGAUAUUGUCGCUCAACCUUUCAAUUUACUUGCUAUAUUUCUACAAUACUGCUCUAUAGUUAUGCAAGCAAUAAAAACUGAAGCUAUUUUGCAUAAUGUUAAAUUAUGUUUCUUAAUAUUAAGCUGCAUUGCGGAGGAUCAAUAUGCUAAUAGCCUGAUGCAUGAUGGCAGUUCUGCAUUUCGAGUUCAACUGCAUCGAGUUCCUAUGCAUCACAGAAAACUUUAUGAUAAAACAGCACCAAGUCAACCUUUAGCUGCAACACUUUUAGAUCUGCUUGUAGAAUUUAUUACCUCACAUAUGAUGAAAAAGUUUCCUCUAGAGCUUUAUCAUCAAUGUAUUGGAGUACUACAGAGAUUAUUAUGUUACCAGAAGAGAUGUGGGGUACGACUUGGAUACCAGUGGAAAAAUCUUUGGACGGCUUUAUUUAAUUUAUUGAAAUUUUUAACUACUCAUGAAGCUCAUUUCAUUAAGAAGAUGAAUAUUUUUCCAUUAGCAAUACAGGUUGUUAACAUUUUAAACUUGUUCAUUACUUAUGGAGAUACAUUUUUAUCAUUGCCUGAAAGUUAUGAUGAAUUAUUCUAUGAAAUAAUACGAAUGAGACUCAUUUUCACCAAUUUAAAUGCUAUGGCUUUGAGAUACUCUACAAUGGAGACGUAUGAAAAUAAAGAGCAUGCCUUGAAGCUCAUGAACAGUCUUGUUAAUAUACGAGAUAUUGUUAACCAUUUUCCACCAAAGAUAUCUGCAUGGCUGUCUAGCGAAAGUCUUUCAACUCCAACGGAGCAACAAAUACUUGAAAUUAUUAUUCAAAAUUAUGACUCACUUGCUUUAAAGCUCCAAGAUAAUUUAGAUCAAUAUGAGAGGUAUUCUGAGAAACCAAACCAUACUACAUUUUUUGAAGAAAUGGUAACUUGGGUUAUAAUUGAUACUCGAUCUUCGAUAGAUUUAAACUCACUUGAUACCCAAGCUAUUCUUCAGGAGCUUUCAAAUAUUUCGUAACGUUUAACUAUUUAAUAUGUCAAUUUCAUCAUUACCUUUGAAUACAACUUAUUUAAGAAUAAAUAUAAGAAUCUUGAUAUUCUAAUAAGAAUAUAAAAAAUGAGUGCAAAAUACAUUUUUCAAUAUUAUUAUAUAAAUAAAAGUUAAAAGUGUAAAAAAAUGUAUUGUAUAAUAUAUUGCAAAAACUGA
Molecule: messenger RNA, 2599 nt
Organism: Chelonus insularis
Lineage: Eukaryota; Metazoa; Arthropoda; Insecta; Hymenoptera; Braconidae
Product: armadillo-like helical domain-containing protein 3
Exons: 5
Coding region: 392-2410 (672 amino acids)
Cellular component (GO): cytosol
Source: RefSeq, a predicted model, not a curated record